UGGUGACUGAGACUAACAUCUUUUGUGUUCAGCAGAAAAAAGGUGUGGCCAAACUAUUCAUUCGCAACAAAUAUUACUUUUGUACUUUCAGAGUAAAACAGAAUAUUUGACAAGAAAAAAAAUUAGUGUGGGACUUCAUCACAAGAUGCACAUUCUAAUCACAAAGUGAAUUCAGCAACUGUAGGUCGAAAUUUUUGCUGAUAAAAUUCGUCUCUGCUUACCAGAAAAUGAACCACUGCCCCCCAGUGGCCGAAAUUGGAAGUGUUAUGGUCACAUGUGAGCUCCAGUUUCUAUAGAAGAGUAUACAGGGUAGCUGCAGGCAGAGCUCCAAAAAGGUGCGGGAGCUCCAAACCGCCAGCAAAGAUAUAGGAAGUCCCUAACAUAACACUUUCCCUAACCAUAAUCAACCCCUUUUUGAAGUAACUCCACCCUCUUUGGAGAUUCCGCCCACAUCUCCAGCCUGCAGCUAUACCUAAUUUUUUCUAGGUUAAAUGUCCACAGAGUGGCACCAAAAGAGAGUUGUAUUUUUAAUUGUAAAUAAUGUAAUUCAGUUAACAGGAAUGCAUAUUUUAACCCUAACCCAAACCCCAACCCUAAACCUAAUCGUCAGUGGAGUAAAAUGUUUAUUUUAGAGCAAAAAUGCAACCUCAGAAUCAAGCUCAUUAUUGUUUACGUUAAUGCUUAUGUUCUGGUUCCCACGGGAACAGAACUCGCGUCUCUGAGGUUUUUCACACAACACACUAUCAUUAUCGCUAGAGAGAAAUGUAUUCACACUUGAACUGAUGCAAAAAUGUUUAACGUGGGAUCCAGCUUGUCAGUAAUUCAAGCGAAUGGGGUUGAUUCCAGGGUAUGUGAACAGGUCUAUUUCCCAUGUGAUCAUGUUGGUUUACCCACUGACACAUCUUACCCCACUCUCCUACAUAACAGGAUGACAUAUGAGAGAAUAUUAGCCGAUUCCCCCAGAAAUUUAAAUCAGUUCACCUGCUUGUUGCUCCUGAGGGAUGACGUAUAUUGGAGUGUGUCUGUGUGAGCAGGAUUAGGCCUUAGAUAACAGGAUUAGAAUGUUCCACAUGCUACAGGGAAUCCUUAAAUAACUUGCGGGUGUGUCAGCGCUGAUUGCGUUGGGUUUGUGUGGUUUGAUAUUUCAACUGUCUCUCAUCCUUUAUGAGCUGAAAGAAGGUACCUGUUUGGAUGGACUGAAUACUACCUUCCUCAGAGUCUUGAGUACUACUGCUGUGACAUACUUAUCUUGUAUUUGUUGGCUACUUGUUAUCUGGAUGACAUGGCUGAUGUCUUGAGGAGUCUUAACCUGCUGGAAACAUUGAAGGAAUCCAUUGAGAAGAACAACAUUUCAGAUAUAAGAGAUGCCCUGGAGGACAUGUUGAUCAGCAGGAUCAACAUUGCAGUCGCAGGGGAAAGAAGUGUCGAGAAAGCCACUUUCAUCAACUCGCUUCGAGGACUCAGCCAAGAAGACGAGGGAGCAGCUCGUUUUCCGUCCUCAGUGGCCUCCGAGGAAUUAGCUGUGUUCCCAAAUCUCAAGCAUCCUGAUUUUCGUCUCUGGGACCUGCCAUCUUUUCCUAGUGAUCCCUCUUUUGAGGCGGAAGAUUAUAUAGAGCGCUUCAAAGUUUUGAGGUACAAUGCCAUUAUUAUUACCUUCUCAGAGAAUCCCAGUGCUAACAGUGUGGCAGUGUGGAGGGAAGCUCGGUCGUUACAAAAAGAGACAGUUUACUUCGUCUUACUGGCAUCUGUGAAGGAUACAGAGAAAACAUUGGAGGUGAAGAAGGCGGCAAGCCUAGAAGUGCUCAAGUCUGAAGGGGUUCCUCUACCUAAGGUGUUCCUGGUACAACCCUCUGCUUUGGAGAAGUUGAACUUCCUCAAGUUUCUAGAAGUGAUGCGGGGUGACCUUCCAGAAAUCAGGGCCCAUGCUCUUCUUCUGGCACUGCCCACCUUCUCCAAAUCCUUAGUGACCCAAAAGAAAGAUGCCUUCAAGGCACUGGUGUGGGCAGCGGCCUCUUUAUCUGGUGGGGUUUCAGCCAUUCCUGUUCCCCUGGUGGCCUCCAUGGUGGACGCUACAGUGGCUGUACGGAUAUUGACGAAGGCUCAGAUUUCACUUUGCCUGGAUGAUGAAUCUCUGCAGCGACUGGCACAGCAGCGGGGUCUUGAUCCAACCAACCUGAAGGCUCUGAGGACCUGUGCUCUAUCUGUGGAGAUCAGCAAGAGUGAAGUUAAACGACGGCUUGCAGAAGCUGAGAAGGAAACUAGUAGCGCAACGACCAGACUUGUGGAGCUGGCCAUGCCAAGACAUGCCAGGUCCGUUAGCCGAUCUUUCACCAUUAUGCUGCAGGCUCUCAACAAUGCUAUUGAUGACAUGGGGGCUGAUGCUGAGAAGGUGGUUGCUGUGGUAACAGGAGAGGAACAGUAGAAUGUACUGGGACCGUGUCAGUAACAGGGGUGUAAAAAGUACAACCUGAAAUUAUACUUGUUAAAGUAUGGAUACCAGUGAAAAUUUUACUCUAUUAAAUCUAGCCAAAAAAUGUACUUGAGUAAAACUAAAAAUAGUAUUUAUAUUAUAUUUAACUUAAGUUUUUUAAAAGUACAAAGUAACUUUUUUUCUAGCUAGAAUGAAAUCAAGAGAGAGAAGAUAAAGGAGUUUGUGAUGAGUACGUUGUGGCAAGUAAAUAACAUUUAAAUGAAAUUGUGCAAAAGCACAAUUCAAUUGGUAAGACAAAAGAAAAUGAACAGCAAAAAUUUAACAAGUACUUUUUCUAUAAGCCUAAAAAACAGUAAAAAUAACUUUCUUUUAGUAUUACCUUAAACACCAGUGAGCAAUAUAUGUAAACAAACAGUAAAUAACAUGGAAAUGCAUAAAGGUGGACAAUGGUAAAGUUUUCAUUUUUAAAAGGUGAACUACCAUAAAUCCAAAUUGGUUUGUCAUGUAUCUGCAUAGUCUAAAUAAAAGGAUUAUUUUAUAUAUAUAUAUAUAUAAACCAAUUUCUCUCUCCUCACAUACAGAACCUUCUUACUCCAUACACAAGAAUUGAAAACUUUAAUAAUGACUGAACAGCCUACAAGGCAGCUCGAAAGUUCAGGUUGCAAAAACCAAAUGUAAACACACCAAUUACGAAAAAAAUUAUGUAAUAUGAAAUGUUAAAACUUUUUUUAAUAUAAAGUACUGUUUUCCAUUAAACUGAGCAUUGAAAUGGUGCUUUAUGGAACGUGCUAUGUGGGCAACUCGUACACUGUUAGGAAUAGUAUACUACCACAUUGAUUUGACUGUAUCUGCAGUAUGUACACUUAACUAUCUGAAAAUAUUCUGUGUGCAAAGCCAAUCUACCCGCUAAAAUGUGCAGUAUACAACAGAGUACACUGCACUUGGUGUAUCCCACAACUCAAUGUGCUUGACCUUCCAUUUCAAGUGUAAUGAAUGAUCAUUAAGUAAUAAAAGCAGUGAUUACCAACA
Messenger RNA from Myxocyprinus asiaticus (Chinese sucker), 3460 nucleotides. It is a transcript of the gene irgq2, whose product is annotated as immunity-related GTPase family, q2. The transcript has a single exon. The record is from RefSeq and is a predicted model, not a curated record. The coding region runs from base 1283 to 2422 and encodes 379 amino acids. Gene Ontology annotation, cellular component: membrane. Gene Ontology annotation, molecular function: GTP binding. Lineage: Eukaryota; Metazoa; Chordata; Actinopteri; Cypriniformes; Catostomidae.